Molecule: messenger RNA, 5443 nt
Organism: Sus scrofa (pig)
Lineage: Eukaryota; Metazoa; Chordata; Mammalia; Artiodactyla; Suidae
Source: RefSeq, a predicted model, not a curated record
UUCCAUAUGCUGUAGGUGUGGCCAUAAAAAGAAAAAAUAAAUAAACUCAGUCCCGGGUUUGGUGAAUUACUAAUGAACAGAUUUUGUAGGAAAUGAGAGGGGAACCAAUUACUUGAAAUUAUCAUAAAUAUUAUUCAUUUAAUAGAUUUUUAGUUUAUCUUUCUGACAAGUAUGUACUUUUUUGAAAGAACUAUAAGAAUGCUUUUCAGAAAUCAAUCUGUUUAUGGAAAGUGCUAGUAGGACUUGCUCCUCUUUCAGACUUUUCAAUUAGUGGGAAAUGCAUGCCCUUUGGGCAAGACAGUAUCGACUUCAUUUCUAUAUAUUGCUGGUCAAAUUCAUGACCCUCAAUAACCAGUCACCGGAAUUAGUGUCAAAAAAGAGAUGCCCUUUUUAAAUAAACUGUUUCCUUUCUGUUAACUCUCACUACAUUAUGAGGUUUGAUAAUAUGUUUCUGGCAGUAAUUCCGUUGGUUCUUUGAAGUCACACUCUCAUUACCUUAAACUGGAGACUCUGUAAAGUUACAAUUCACUGAUUUGGUCACCUUCUGUAACUAAACACUUCUUCUUUUUUUUUCCUAUAAUUUUCCAUUUGAAGUAAAAAUUUCCCAGUUGCUAAAACUAAGAGAUUUUGGGGGGGAUUCUUGCAGUGCACUUGUGUGAUCUGGAAACAUAUUCCCCUGAGGAACAGUUACCUUCACCUUGGCUACGUCUCCCACAUUGAGCCUCUCCAGGCACAGCCCAAAACUCUAACUUCUCCAGACCCCAUCGUCCAAUUCAUACAGACCCAUCUGCCUCAUCUUCAAUUCUCUACUCAAUGAAAAAAGAAAUAGGAUGUUUGCAGUAAAGUUUUACCAUCCCCUCCAAAUUGCAACAGUGACAUCUAGUAGGUAUUGCCUAAGAAGUAGGUCUUGACAUAAUGGAGAAAAUCCGUUCUGGAGGAAAGCUAGUUUUCAAACAGAUUGGAGCAAGAAAUAUAUUUGAGCACACCAUUAUGUGACAUCAAGUGGGUGGCAGAGGUCUCGGUAGGUGACAGUUCUGUGUUCUACUUCUUCAUCUCUCUCCAGUGCAAUUCCAGAUGCUGCACAGCAGGGGUUACUUGAAAAGUUUGAUGCUCUAGGCACCUUCACAUGACUGCACUGGUGCCUAAACCAUUUUUUAUCCCUUCAUAUGUGUCACUUUGCUUUACAGGUACAUCUUUCUCAGUAUUUUCCCACAUUGUCUGUAAGCUUCGCUGUUUUCUAUUCUCAUGGCCAGUGUAAUAUUGCUGUUCCAAAACCCCAAUCUAUUUUCCUCUGAUGGCAACUAUACAGAAAAACAUUCCAGAGAGGAUGGCCAAUCUUGGAUAAGGUGUCUUUUUCAUAGUCCAGUCAUCUCUGACUAGAGAAAAAGAUCCCAUAAACCUAGCUACCAGCAAAAGGUCCCAUGGAAGAAAAAUCAUGGGUGGAGCAAAUAUUUUUUUUUAAAGGUACCUACUACAACAGUUGAAAUAUAGUGAUUAUUUUAUCAAUUUAAAUGAGUCAUUCAUAUUUACGUAGUAUGUAAAUAUUCAUCUUUGGUUAGUUUUUGGCUAAAUAAAAUGUUAUUGAUUGGAUUAAUUUUUAAAAUAAGGGGUUUUUUAGUUAUCGUAGGAUUUCAUCUCAGAAUUCUAUGCUUUUCAUCCAGCAUGUCACACUUCCAGAAUACCACAUCCUCUUCCAUCACUUUCCUGCUGACUGGUGUUCCUGGGCUGGAAGCCUCCCACACCUGGAUCUCCAUUGCCUUCUGCUUUCUCUAUGUGACUGCUCUCUCAGGAAACAGCCUGAUUCUCUUGGUCAUUGUCACCCAGUCAAGCCUUCACGCACCCAUGUACUACUUCCUCUCCAUGCUGUCCACCACUGACCUUGGCUUGUCCGUUUCCACCCUGGUCACCACGAUGGGCAUAUUCUGGUUCAAUGCCAGGGAGAUCACCUUUAAUGCCUGCUUGUCACAGAUGUUCUUUAUUAAACUCUUCACUGUCAUGGAAUCGUCCGUGCUGUUGGCCAUGGCCUUCGAUCGAUUUGUGGCCAUCUCUAAUCCUCUCAGGUAUGCCACCAUUUUAACCGACUCCAGAAUCAUUCAAAUUGGAGUGGCCAUUGUCAUCAGGGGGACACUUACGCUGACACCAAUGGUAGCACUUCUUACAAGACUGUCCUUCUGCCACAGCCUCGUGCUCCACCUCUACUGCUUCCACCCUGACGUGAUGAAGCUCUCGUGCACAGACACCACAGUCAACAAUGCAGCUGGGCUGACUGCCCUGAUCUCUACCGUUGGUGUGGACUCAGUCCUCAUACCCUUUUCUUAUGUUUUGAUCAUUAACAUCCUCAGCAUCGCAUCCCCGGAAGAGAGGAAGAAAGCCUUCGGCACAUGUAUCUCCCACAUUGGGGCUGUUGCUCUUUUCUAUAUUCCAUUGAUCAGCCUGUCCUUUGUUCACAGAUUUGGGAAACGAGCCCCAGCCUAUGUACAUACUCUGAUUGCUAACACCUACCUGCUGAUCCCUCCUGUAAUGAACCCCAUCAUCUACAGUGUGAAGACCAAGCAGAUACGCAGAGCUGUGAUAAAAGUUCUCCAUCCCAAAGACACAUAGAAUCAUAGAAUUCUGUAGGUGGUCUAUGUCAGGUCGUAUGACCAGUUGAAAAAUAAAUCUGGCGAUUGUUGAAGCUAAGUGUGCAAAUAUUGAAAAUCAAAGCUGAAAGAGAUACAGAAAAUCAGCUCAAUGGAGACCUUUAUUUUAGAAAUGAUGAGAUGAGAGACACAAGAAUAGAAGGAAUGAAUAGCCUAACUAUUCAAAUAUGCCCCUAGUGCAAGUUACUUAAUAUUCUGUGCUUCAAAUACUUAUGUUUCUUAUCAAUGAGAAAAUUGAAACACAGAAGAUGAAGGAACUUGCUUAAAUGGCUAGUAAGUGUCAGAGCCACAUUUCACAUCCAUACAAACUGACUCCAAGGUGCCCUCACUCUUAACUUGAAUGCUGUAUUGCUAUAUACAGUAUUAUCAAUAUAUUUAUAUAUCUAUGCUAUAUUUAUAUAUAAUAUAAACAUAUAUAUGCAAUAUAGUGCAUAUUUACACAUGAAGUAAUUAACUUGUACUAGGGGACAUAAUUUAUCCAAACACACAAAUGAAAAACAAAACUGUCCUCUAAAAAUUUUCAAACAAUUUAUGGAGGAAAAGACCCCUCAAAAAUAUCAAAACCGCACAAAUAUAUUCCUACCUGAUGUUCUUUCCCAACUUUCUCCACCCUCCAUCAACUUUCUGCCUCAGCAGAAACUGAAAAGUGACAGAAAUACAAAGGAAUUACAAUUUGUAUUAUUUGCUUAGAUUUUUUUAAAAUUGUGACAUAUAUUUCAUGUAAUGGCUUAAUCUAGCAAGUUAAUUAUUUUUUCCAACUGUCCACAUCAAAAUCCUCAACAUGUUUGAUAACAGUAUUUUCAGUCUCAAUUACCAUCUUCCUAGUCUUUGUAUGUUGAGAUGUCCUGGGACUUUGCUAUGUUCUAUUCUUUAUAUUCUCAGUUUUGGUCAUUUCAUCUAGUUAUCAUCAUGACUUUAAAUACCAUCUGUAUGCUGGCAAAUCCAAAAUUAAUGUUUAUAGUCCAACUCAUAUCCUGUUGCCUGUGUGUCAGUAUCUCCAUUUGAACAUCUACCAAUCAUCUUAGACUUAACAUGUCCAAAACCUAUCUUAAUAUUCAUGUAAAAGAUAAAAACUCUCAACCAGUCUUCCAUGACUCACAAACUCUGCCUUUCAAGUUGCUGUGAUGGAACCCUGGAGUUAUUUCUGACUCUUGCCUGUCUCUCCCGCUCCACAUCCAUCCUUUCAGCAAGGGCUGAUGACACGUCAUUGCAGGUAGUCUAGAUGUUGCUAGCUGGAGUACACCUAGUUUCUGCUACCUCUGCCGCUCCCACCAUGAUCCAAGCCAUCACCACCUUGAACCUGAAUCCAGUAGCCUCCUGCCGGAUCCUCCUUUAAUCCACUUGUAGUUUACAGUACAGCCUAUUUUCCCCACUGUAGUUGGAGUGAUUUUGGGAUACGCAAGACAGAUCAUGUGUAUCAUGUAAUACGCAAGGCCUGUGCAACAUGGUCUAAAGGCCUCCUAUCUUGCCCAGGGCACAUUCACAGCUGUCAUAAUAUCUUAUAAGGAUUUAUGUGUUGAGUCCUCUGUGUUAUCUCAACUUCAUCUGCCACUGCUCUCCCCUUUAUUUGCCCUGCUGCAUCUGCAUAAGCCUCCAGAUUCUCCCUCAAACUCACUGUGCACGCUUCACCUUCAGACUUUGCACUUGCUCUCCUUCCUCCUUGGAUGCUCUUCCUCCAGACGCUCAAAGGGCUUCCUGCCUUGCUUCACGCAGCCUCUGCUUCUGUGUCUCCUUAUUAUAAGGCCCUUUACAGCAUAAAAAAUCAUCAUGACAAAUCCCUCCCUCAGUUAAUGCCUGCAUUCACGCGCUCCCUUACCUGCCUUGUUUUAAUUUCUAGCACUUUCGCCCCUCCCCAACGUAUUACAUACCUGUUUAUUUCUUUCCUAGUGUCCCCAUGACAAGGUACGUUCUUUGAGAAUAAAGACUUUGUUUCAUUUAUGCUGCCUUCCAGACCCUAAACCAACACCUGCCAGAUAGAAAAAUAAUAAAAAAUCUCUGAACGACCUGGCUCUAUUUACUUCUCAAGGCUCAUUGCUUCUCCUCUAUGCAAUGCUCCAGACAUAACUGACAACUUGCAUUUCCUUAGCCCUGAUUGCUCCAUCCCACUUUCAAGCCUUUGCAUAAGCUGUCACCUCCAUCUACAGCACCCUCCCUUCUCCUAAGUUAGAACAGAAGUGACUUUCCUUCAGAGACUUUUUCACGACUUCUCAAGCCUGUCUGGUGGCCUUUCCAGGUGCUCAUGCAGCACCUUGUGUUUCUUCCUCAUGACAUGCCUUUUCAGACUCUACUGCAACCAUUCUCCCCACAACAGACACUGCCCACUACUCAAGACCAGGGACCACAUCCUAUUCUCCAUUGGAAAUAAGUGAAAAAGCGAAGAUGAUGGGGACGUACAGACUCGAUUUUUGUUUGUUUCCACACAUGGCCUAAGAUGGACCAUGGAGAAGGAAAAGGCAAGGAGAAGGGGGCUUGGGCUAGAGAAGGACGGGGUACUCCAAGACCUAAACAUGGGAAGGGAAGAUGGAACUUCACUCAAGAACUAAACAGCCAAGAUGUGCACACUCCUCCACAGAUGUUUCCCCCCCACCACGUCUCCCCCCAACACACACACUAACAUGUGAAAAGCCAAACUGUCCGACAACCCUGGAAACUUGUAAGCUUCCGUUCCUAGAUGAUUUGGACCCUUAGGUGGUUGCCGAGCAAAUGUCACCUCUGACCCAAGGGACAGGCUCACAGUGAAUCGGAGACUUUCCUAAGGGCCAGAGUGGUGGUAGGUACCUAACCACUGUCAGAGUUACUGGAAG